Corylus avellana is the source of this 686-nucleotide messenger RNA. Its product is annotated as membrane magnesium transporter. Gene Ontology annotation, cellular component: Golgi apparatus; plasma membrane; early endosome. The record is from RefSeq and is a predicted model, not a curated record. NCBI's taxonomy places the organism in Eukaryota, Viridiplantae, Streptophyta, Magnoliopsida, Fagales, Betulaceae.
ACAAGCUGACGAAACGGUGAGUUUCGAGAAUAGAGAACUAAGACAGGCUAGCCACAUAGAGAGAGAGAGAGAGAGGGAGCAGUGCCUGAAGCUCUCGUCGGCCGGAGAUCUGAGAAAAUCACCAAAAGGGUCUCAAUUGAAAUGGGUAUGGGCUUCGUGGUAGGCGUCUUUGGAGCCGUAAUUCUCGCCCAUGCCGCUUAUUCAACCAUCCAAUAUAGGGCUCUGCUGAAGAUUGUGGAGGAAGAGUUUUCACGACCCCCAAUAAAUGUGGUGGUUGAGUUGCUUCUAGGAUUAGUCUUCUGUAUGUGGGCGGCGCUGACGGUGCCGGGGAAAUUUCUUUCCAUACUUCCCCAUUCCGAGCAGAAUAGGAUAGUGUCUUUACCAGCGAAUUUAGACUUUAUGAUUUUCAACCAUCGAGGCAAAGUAUUUCCUUUGGAAAUGGAUUUGAAGCUCAAACAUUGAAUCUCCUUUGGGCUUUACUUGAAGAGAAGUCAUUUUCCUGUCUCUUUAAAACUUGGAAAGAGAGAAACAGUGGCACUUGGCCUAUUGCUUAGUUGUUUCAGAUGAUGUCAUUGUAUCAUCUCUUUACUUUCGCAACUUAUUGUAAAAAUAAUUCUCUAUUGGCUACCUUGGUUUGCUAGUUUAAACUUGGGAAUAUAUAUAUAUAAUCUCAAUGGGAUUUUAUU